ACCAUGGCUUUUGCGGUGAAAUUUGCAAAAACUGUGCGAAAUCACUGGAAGAAGUCAUUAUUUGCCGCUGCCCUGGUCACUUAUGGAGCAUCUUACGCCAAUGACACCAUCAAAAUCAACAGCCUGAUGAGGCAAUAUUGCCUGGAAGCGUCAGCUUCCGGAGACAUUGCGAUGCCGAUGACACGUCCUCUGAAAGAAGUGCUCGUCCUGCUAAAUCCGGCCGCCAAUAGACGCUCGGCUGAGGAGACGUUCAAGAAAUACUGCGAACCAAUUCUCCAUUCAGCCGGAUUUCUGGUCAACAUCGUCAAAACAGACUCCGAGGGACACGCUCGGCGGUACAUUGAAGCCCUGACACAAUACCCCAAUGCAAUAGUGGUGGCAGGAGGCGACGGGACACUCUCGGAAGUCAUCACGGGCGUCAUGAGGAACACGGGCAGCAACGAAGGCACUCCAAUUGGGAUUCUUCCUCUUGGGCGAACCAAUGCUUCCUGCACUCAAGUCCACAAACUGAAUCGCGUGGAAAAGGCUCGUGAACUGGCAGAGGCUGCAAUAUCUGUGGUUCGGGGAAAUGUAUCCAAAAGACACGUGAUGAAGAUCGAGGUUGUGGCUCCCGAUGAGGAGGAGCAUCGCCGACCCGUCUUUGCGGUUGGCUCUUUCCAAUGGGGCGCCUUCAGAGACAUCCUAAGUCUGCGAGACCAAUACUGGUAUGUUGGUCCACUGCGAGAGUAUCUCGCUUUCCUCGUGAAUGCCUUCAGUGCGAAGCCGACGUGGGAAUGCGAAGCUCAUAUGAAAUACACGCCGCCGUGUCCAGGAUGUCUCAAUUGCAGGACAGAGACGAAGAGAGUCCUCGCGCAGAAGGAUAAAUGGUGGAGUAGAUUCAUUCCUCGAAGCACUGUCAGCGCUUCUCCUGCAACAGGAGAUGAUUUUGCAAAGAUCAUCAACGAAUCGUGCACCAAAGAGUACACAAUUGAUGGAAAUCAUUCUGAAGUCAUCAUAGAGACUUCCGAACCAAUGACAGCAGGAAGUCUGCAAAUUAAACUAUCAGAAUUGGAGAAUUCAUCAUUCUCCUUCAUAUACAACAGCUGGAAGCGCGUGCAGAGCAAUCCAUCAGCCUCCACUGCACAGAGAGCGUCAAUCGACGCGAGAACCGUUGAGAUUCUGCCAGAGAAGAAGGAAUCCGCCAAGGAAAAGUACUAUUCAAUCGACAAUGAGGAGUAUGACGUGAAACCGAUAAAAAUUACGCUUCUUAAGCACGCAAUUAACAUGUUUAUGCCUCAAGCUUCAUAAGAAUAAAGAUCAAAUUCCUGUUUGCCCCUCCA
Messenger RNA from Phlebotomus argentipes, 1319 nucleotides. It is a transcript of the gene Mulk, whose product is annotated as acylglycerol kinase, mitochondrial. Gene Ontology annotation, biological process: ceramide biosynthetic process; protein insertion into mitochondrial inner membrane. The coding region runs from base 4 to 1287 and encodes 427 amino acids. The transcript is spliced from 2 exons. Gene Ontology annotation, molecular function: ceramide kinase activity; ATP-dependent diacylglycerol kinase activity; acylglycerol kinase activity. NCBI's taxonomy places the organism in Eukaryota, Metazoa, Arthropoda, Insecta, Diptera, Psychodidae. The record is from RefSeq and is a predicted model, not a curated record. Gene Ontology annotation, cellular component: mitochondrion; TIM22 mitochondrial import inner membrane insertion complex.